Messenger RNA from Colletotrichum truncatum, 2439 nucleotides. Its product is annotated as chromatin remodeling complex subunit (actin). The record is from RefSeq and is a predicted model, not a curated record. Gene Ontology annotation, cellular component: cytoplasm; Ino80 complex. Lineage: Eukaryota; Fungi; Ascomycota; Sordariomycetes; Glomerellales; Glomerellaceae. Gene Ontology annotation, biological process: regulation of DNA-templated transcription.
AUGGAAAGCCCACACGAGCACCAGCAGAAUCUUCUGCUAUCUCGCAUCAUCACCAAUGUUGAGAAACUCAACGAGGCUGUUAUGGUCAUGAACAGAUCCUUACAGGAAAUCAACAUCCAGAACAUGAACGUCGAGCUAGUUGCUCAAAUGUUCAAGAACUACCAGUCCAAUGUUCUAUUUCAUCUUGAGGCAACCGAGGAGCUUCCUCCUCUACCUGGACCUCCUGAGAGGACGUACCCGCCAGCGAAGAUAUUCCCGGUUAAAGAGUCAAAGUUUGAGAAACCGAUUCCUGUACAGCACGAUGGGCGAGAGAAAGCAUUGGCGCAAGGUCCCGGAGGUGCGGCCAUCGUUAUUGACAAUGGCUCGUCGGCAGUCCGCGCAGGUUGGUCCUUUGAAGAAAAGCCACGAUUGAACAUUCCCCCGAUCAUGUCCAAGUAUCGCGACCGAAAAGCCGGAAAGACCUAUUCCUUUGCUGGCAGCGAUUGCUACGCCGACACGACGGCGAGGAGCCACAUUCGAUACGCUUUUGAGCAGGGAACGGGAAUAGUCAGUAAUUGGGAUGUCAUGGAGCACGUGCUUGACUACAUCUUUCUCAAGCUCGGCCUGAAUGGCGAGGAUUCGUCCAUAGACAUUCCUAUCGUUAUGACAGAAGCCGUCGCGAACCUGCCAUAUUCGCGGAAAUCAAUGACCGAAAUCGUUUUCGAAUGUUACGGUGCGCCAUCGCUGGCAUACGGUAUCGACUCCAUGUUCUCAUACAGACAUAACAAAGGAAACACGGGCAUCGUAGUCUCAUCAUCGUACACAUCCACACACGUAAUACCCGUCUACAACCACAAAGCCAUGCUGAGCCAAGCCACGAGAUUGAACUGGGGCGGUUGGCAUGCGGCGGAGUACCUGCUAAAGCUGAUCCGGCUUAAAUACCCCUCCUUCACAGGGAAGCUUAACGUGUCGCAGGCGGAACAUAUGCUUCGCGACCAUGCCUAUGUUUCCACUGACUACGACAACGAGCUUCGAGGCUACCUUGACUGGACUGGGCUCGAAGACCGGGAUAUUGUUAUUCAAUAUCCCUUCACCGAGGAAGUAGUCGUCCAAAAGACCGAGGAGGAGCUGGCUCGUAUUGCUGAGCGUAAAAAGGAGAGCGGUAGACGUUUACAGGAACAAGCUGCGAAGAUGAGGCUAGAAAAGCUCAUGCGCAAGGAGAACGAGCUCGAGCACUACAAGAAACUGCAGGCCAAGAUUGAGCAACAGACGAACAAGAAGGAAGUUCGGCGGCUCCUGGAUAGUAACGACCUUAAGGAUGAAAAUGCUCUGGAGAAGGCCAUAGCCGUUCUGGAUAAGGCGGUCAAGAAGGCCCGUACGAAGGACGUCGGGGGAGACCCCGAGGAGGACCAGCAGGAGCCUGUGUUCGACCUGCUCGACGUCCCGGACGAGGAGUUGGACGACGCCGGUCUCAAAGCCAAACGUCAGCAGAAGCUCAUGAAGUCUAACCAUGACGCUCGCGCCCGCGCAAAGGCAGAGAAAGAAGCCGAAAAGGCCCGUAUCGAGGAGGAGAAGCGCCUCGAUCAAGAGCGCCGCGAGAAUGAUCUGGAAGGCUGGCUUGAAGAGAAGCGAGAGGCGCGCAACGUCACCCUCCAGAAGAUGAAGGAGCGCGAGCGCCUCAAGCAGGACCUCGGCAACCGCAAGUCCCUUGCCUCGCAGAUCCGCAUGAAGAGUAUCGCCAAUCUUGCGUCGGACAACCCGACCAAGAAGCGUCGCCGCGGUGGUGACGAUGACAACUUUGGUGCGAACGAUGAUGACUGGGGUGUGUACCGUCAGAUCGUGGUCGGCGACAACAGUGACGAUGAGCACGAGGAGGAGGACCUCAAUGCCAACCUCAAGGCUUACGAGCAGGACCUUCUUCGCUACGACCCUGACUUCACGUAUGAGCACACACACGAGGCUCAGACAGACUGGUCAAAGUCUAUGCUGCACGCCUUCGCCCGUGGUCCCCGCCCCUUUGACGCCGGCUCCCAGGCCGAGCUGAACCAGAUCCACCUUAACGUUGAGCGCAUUCGCGUGCCUGAGGUCGUUUUCCAGCCCGCUAUCGCUGGAGUGGACCAGUCAGGUCUCGUCGAGAUUAUCGGUGACAUCCUCAACCAGCGUCUCAGCAACGUACCCAACCGCGAGGACUUCUUGCGUGACGUCUUCCUCACGGGAGGCAAUACACUCUUCCAGGGCUUCGACGACCGCCUGCGUGAAGGUCUGAGGCCGCUGCUCCCCGCCGAUUCGCCCCUAACCAUCCGCCGCGCCCAAGAUGCUCUGCUGGACGCAUGGAAGGGCGCCGCAGGUUGGGCAGGCUCAGCCGCCUGGAAAGCUGCCACCAUCACGCGCGAGGAGUACCAGGAGAAGGGAUCAGAGUAUAUCAAGGAGCACGAUCUUGGCAACACUUCAUAUGUAUGA